Pungitius pungitius (ninespine stickleback) is the source of this 1567-nucleotide messenger RNA. It is a transcript of the gene snapc3, whose product is annotated as small nuclear RNA activating complex, polypeptide 3. The record is from RefSeq and is a predicted model, not a curated record. Gene Ontology annotation, molecular function: RNA polymerase III type 3 promoter sequence-specific DNA binding; bent DNA binding; core promoter sequence-specific DNA binding. NCBI's taxonomy places the organism in Eukaryota, Metazoa, Chordata, Actinopteri, Perciformes, Gasterosteidae. Gene Ontology annotation, cellular component: snRNA-activating protein complex. Gene Ontology annotation, biological process: snRNA transcription by RNA polymerase III; snRNA transcription by RNA polymerase II. The coding region runs from base 31 to 1179 and encodes 382 amino acids. The transcript is spliced from 9 exons.
CGCGUUCACACGUGAUUCUACGGCGGCAAAAUGGCGAUGCUCAAUAAUUCGGUGGACUCGAACACAAACAUCCCGGAAUACGAAUACCCUGACGUAAAUACCAACAUAUUUCAUAUAGGUUCUUUCAGGAACGAGUGGCUGAACAGACUGAAUCCGAGUAACUACUCCUAUCAGAAGGAAGACGAGGACACGUUUGACGCUAACUUUGCUAAAGAGAUGGGGAUGAGUGCGGAGACCCUGAUGGACCUCAAGUCCAUCUGCAGUGUUGAUUCACUUCGUUGCCACCCUGAGGAUCAGCAGCCCGAUACCGAACUUGUUCCCCCCGACCCAACGCUGAGAACACUAAUACAAAGAAAGAAGAGGCAAGAUUUCAGAGCAGCCUCGAAAGUCAGCCACAACAGACACGACCUCUACGCUGAUGAACUGGAGCGUUUAACUGGCGGGAUAAAACCAGAGGCUCCACUGGACAUGGUGCCUGAAGGAGAAGUCAUUUUAACCAUCAACGUCUACUACCCAGCUAAUGUGGAGAAAUUUACCUGCGUCAGACCCCACAUAACUCUGCUGAUGACAGGCUCCCACACCUUGGCAGAGCUCAGGGACGCCAUCUGCUGCGUCAGCGACUUGCAAGUGUGCGGCGAGUUCAGCAGCACGCCGGACAUGGCUCCGGAGUUCAUCAGCAAAGAUCAUUUCAAGUCAGCUUAUUUUUUCUUCGAAGGAGUUUUCUAUAACGACAUGAGAUACCCCGAAUGUCGGGACAUCAGCAAGACAGUCAUCGAAUGGCAAAAGGCCUACAACGUCCCACUCCACAGCCAAGCCAAGAUGGAGGACACCAGGUUUGUGGAUCUGAAAGUGAAAGUGGGUUUCCCCUACCUCUACUGUCAUCAGGGAGACUGCGAACACCUCGUCAUCAUCACAGACGUCAGACUGAGCCACGUCAACGACUGCCUGGACAAGAAGCUGUAUCCGAUGCUCGUACACAAGCACAGGGUGCCCACCCAGAAGUGUGCCGUCUGCCACGUCUACAUCGUGAGAUGGCUCACAACCAACGACCAGUUUGCCCCGAGUAACCCGUGUCUCUUCUGUGACAAGUGCUUCCGGAUGCUGCACUACGACACGAAAGGAAACAAGAUUGGACAGUUCAUGGCCUAUCCCUACGUGGACCGGGGCGCAUUCAACUAAUCGUUUGUUUUGGAUCAGAUCGCUUAUUCAUGCUGCUCAAUGCACUUUUUAUGUCUCAAAAGAGGAAUGUUUGGGCAUUUGGGAGAUGUAUAUUUUGUUUCAAGAAUGUGUAUGUUUGUGUGCAAAAGUGCUUGUUUCAAAAUCGUUGCAAUUCAGUGGAAAAUAUUUUAUCAGUCAUUCUUGAAUAUUGGCUACUUAAACACAUAAAUCCAAGUUAAAGAAGAUGUCCUUUGUUCCUUUUACUUCUAUUAGAAAUAAACUAAUUUUAAGUCAAAUAUUCAGUUUGAUUGGAUAGUCAAGACUGUAUUGUUUAAUCAUUUUUCAUUUUGAAUAUAGACCCUGAUUGAUGCAUUUUAUUACAUUGCCAUUUUCUGAUAACCACUCACAU